GUGAUGACAAUCCCAAAUUCACAACAUCAAUCUACCCACUAUCUCUCAUGGAUUACUCUUCCUUUUCAAACCCUAGUUCGUGCGGCUCCACUUCCUCCGAGAAGAGCAAGAAGAAGAGGGGAGUGGCAGCCGUGAAGCUGUCGACGGACCCUCAGAGCGUGGCGGCGAGGCAGCGGCGCCACCGCAUCAGCGACAGGUUCAAGAUUCUGCAGAGCCUGGUGCCCGGCGGCUCCAAGAUGGACACGGUUUCGAUGCUGGAGCAAGCCAUACAGUACGUCAAGUUUCUCAAGACUCAGAUUUGGCUGCAGCAGGCCAUGAUCAACUUAGUUGAUGUUGAUGAUGCUGCUCCCACAAUUUCCAGUUUCCAACCCAAUAAUAGCGCUAGCGCACUCCCUCCGCUUAAUCAUCAGGGCUUUGAUUGUUACGCGGUGGAUCGCUUGCUGCCGGAGUGUGGCCAGUUGCCAGAAUCUUGGUUUUCCGGUCAAGAGAAUUGGGCUUCUGAUGCGUCCAUGCACAGCUGAUUCUCUUUUCUCUCUCCUCUCUCUUCUCUCUCUCUCUCUUUCUAGUCUGCGUGGCUAAUUUGGACAAUGAUAUUAUGCUGUCUUUAGUUAGUAGGAGUACUUAGUUUCUUCUUGGGAAAAAGAAGAAAAGCUAAUAUAUAUAUAUAUGGAGGAAGAAUUUAUGCUUUCUACUAGUAUAUCUACUGUAUUUUGUUUUUGUAGUUUUUCUGCUGUUUGUAAAACUUAUGAUGCGGAAGGGAAAUGAAUAUUAAUUUCAUAUUGGCCUGGUU
Messenger RNA from Salvia miltiorrhiza (redroot sage), 790 nucleotides. Its product is annotated as transcription factor bHLH140. Bases 48 to 521 code for a protein of 157 amino acids. The transcript has a single exon. NCBI's taxonomy places the organism in Eukaryota, Viridiplantae, Streptophyta, Magnoliopsida, Lamiales, Lamiaceae. Gene Ontology annotation, molecular function: protein dimerization activity; DNA-binding transcription factor activity. The record is from RefSeq and is a predicted model, not a curated record. Gene Ontology annotation, biological process: regulation of DNA-templated transcription.